Messenger RNA from Dendronephthya gigantea, 3489 nucleotides. Its product is annotated as spindle and centriole-associated protein 1-like. The coding region runs from base 652 to 2652 and encodes 666 amino acids. Gene Ontology annotation, biological process: metaphase chromosome alignment; mitotic spindle assembly; regulation of centriole replication. The transcript has 16 exons. The record is from RefSeq and is a predicted model, not a curated record. Gene Ontology annotation, cellular component: centriole; centrosome; spindle. NCBI's taxonomy places the organism in Eukaryota, Metazoa, Cnidaria, Anthozoa, Malacalcyonacea, Nephtheidae.
UAUUUAUCCAGACGUUCAAGGAAAACAAACAGUUCUGGCCAGAAGUCUAGUAUAAAAGGCCAAAGAAAGAAAAAAAUUCCGCCAUGGGACGUAAGUAUAUAAGCUAAAAACAAUUAAAAAACGACGAUCUUUUCUCCUGGGGCAACUCUUCCUGUCUGCUGCUCGGCCUGCAGCCUGCUCCUUCUGAGUUCUGACCAGUGCCAGUGGUUCUGACCUGAGAAGUCUCACUGCAUGUCUAUAAAAGCCUUCAGGCGUUAGAUAUUAAAGUGAGUAUUAUUCACAAACAAUUGAGGGUGAACAACUGACAUUUAAUUGUUGUGUUGGUCACAUGCCAUGUUUUAGGGCACCAUAUCAAAUUUAUUAGUUCACAAGCCAACAAAAGAGGAAUUGGUAUGUAACUGCAAUAAAAUGUUGAAGUUUUUAUGCAAAUGUUACUACAUAUAACUAAAGCAACAACCUAGAAAUGAAAAGAAAACAAAUCUUGUGGUUAUACCUUUAAUAGAGAAGAAGACAUGAACUUCAUCAACCAGUGCAAAGAUCUGCACAGUCGCCAAAUGGUUGUGAUACAAUUGUGAACUUAAAACAUCGCUUGGAUCAUUCAGAACUCCGGAGAAGACGAGAGAUGUGCGCUACUCUGUGUUAAGAGAACUUAUGAAUACUAAUGAGAAGUUGCAGGAAGCUCUAACAUACAGUGACAAAAAAAUAUCUGCUGUUCCUGAUUUAUUUGGAGAUGAUCCAAAGAAAUACAGAGGAUUCCCGAAUAUUACUUGUGCCCCAGGGCUCAAGAGAAACACUGAUUUAGAAACGGUGAAAAAACAGGCAUUUAUGAAAGAACCAUCCGUUGGAGCUUCUAAACUGGAUAUUUUGAGUGAUACAAUCAUGGGAGGAACGCCCUUAAAUGACGUAUCUGUGCUUCACCAAACUACUGAUAAAAACAACAAUCACGGAGAUUUUUCCAGUGAUUCUUUUCACCCUGCGCCUCAGAAUCUCGCCAUCACGUCUCAAGCACCACCAAACUCUGGCAAACUCUCCACGAGUCCAAGCAUACUUGCUGCUGCUCCUGGUCUCGCCCAGAACGAAGGAAAUCAAAAAAACACAGAGAAUUCACCAACUAAAGAAAAAGUAUUUCAUGAACGAAAAAUCAGCAGUGAAUAUCACCCAGUUCCAGAAGACCCAGUUCCAAACACUACCGCUUCUUCAAUGCCUCCAGCUCUAAAGGGACUCCAUGAUUUACGUGAAAUGGUUGAUAAUCUUGAAGAAGAGGUAAGAUUGUUUGAACAAGAAACCGGUAGAGAGGAAACCUCGUUGCCUUUCGUAAAGAAUGGAAAAGAAUCGUUUGGUGGUUUCACAGUAUCUAUCUUGCAUGCUGUUACAAAACUAGUUGGAUACUUAAGAGAUUGUGAGAACCGACGGAAACUGGAUAUGACUUGGAAACAGGAGAUAUUCCUUACCCUGCAACAGCAGCAAAUAUUGAUCGAUGCGCUGACGAAUGAGGUUAUUUGUAUACAAGAAGAAAAUCGAAAACUUUAUCAAGUAUUGGAAACAUCGCAGGAGGAUACUAAAAACCAAAUGAAAUCAUUCAAGCCCGAACUGUGUGAUGAACGAAAGAACGAUGAUCACGACGAGAUAUCCCCAGGUGUCAUGGGUUCUCUUUUUGAUCAAAAUAAAGAUACUUCGCAAACUGGUUAUUCGCACGAAGCAUUGCAUACUGAUCAUGAAAUUCCUGGUGCAAGAUCUAACGAUGAUGUGGUCACGAUGUCGGAACAAACAACUGGCAAAAACGUGAACGGUUGUGUUAAGUCCAGUGAAUCAACAGCAGCAGGCACAACCACAUCUGACGAAUUAGCGGCAAGAACCUCUCUUCAAAGUAAACCUGUAUCACCUCCUUUGGGUAAUAUAAGCUCAAACGCUAGUGAUUAUUGUAACAAUCAGGCCCCUGAGCUUAACAGAAUUCCGCAGUUUACUAAACAACAGAAGACAAGAAUAACUGAUGCUUUUGGAAAUCAUUACUCGCAUCAUCCUGUGAGGGAGCAUCACAAUUCUCCCGUGCAUAACCAAACACUUCAUAAUAUCGACACAGUAGCCAAACACAGUGCCGAGACCUUCCAGCUAAAUCACCAAUCACAUUCUGGAACUACAUCACGUGGUGAAUUAACGAUGCCAGAAGGUACAACGCUGAAUACAUCAGAAGUGUUCACAUAUUACAAUCCUGUCGUAACAAACACGUCAGGGAAUGAUAGAACCUCACCUUCUGCCAGUGAUAAUGACUUAGAGCGAACGAGCGUGUUUAUUAGUCGAAACCAAACAACUUCACCUCACCGGCGUGGAAGACAAGAUAAGAAUUUUCCAAGGGAAGAACUUCACAAGGAGUCACAAAAAGAUGAUGGUAGUACCGGUGUAAACUUCCGCAGACAGUCAAAUGUAUCACCUGACAUUUCUCCGGUAUUGUUUGAUGGAAAACUCUUAUCCGACAGACCUGGGCAAGAAAAAGUCGUUGUCAGGUUGCCUUCAAUGUGGCAGCAGGAUUAUGACAAAAGAACUCCAAAACAUGAUACGACAAACUUCGCCAAGCCAGCUGUAAAACAAAAACCCGAUAUUAGUGGCAAUGGAUGGUUUGCAUUAUCGUCCCAUGUUGACUCGAGAAAAACGUGAAGUAAUUUUUUGAAAUUCUGAUCUUUCAUCAACAUUUGAUUGGAUUAUAACCACUAAAUAUUAGCGAUACCUGAUAGAUGUAUAGAUGAAGACUUGCCGAAGCGACUAGCCUAGGAUUCGGGUCCAAAUUUGAGUUCAAGAUUGGAAUGUUUGACCUCAGACACGUGUGUUUACACUACGAGGCAUUCCAAAGAGACUGUUCUAAAAUUUUAAAUGAGCAUGCUUAUAUAUUUCCUUUGAGAUUCAAACCUUCCUAAAUUUCAAGAAUCGUAGUUGUCAAUUUCCGUGUUUCUCGGUUGCGCAAUCCAGUUUUAUUAAUUUAUUUAUAGUUCAAUGUUCCCGAGCAGUAACCAUGGAAGCAGACAGUUUUUUUGCGAGUUCGCCUUGAAAAUGAAUUGGGAAAACAUUGAAUAGACUUAUUCAUUGACAAUCCUAUGUAAUGAGCUCUUAGCCAUGCAGCUCAAAAAAUCUGAGACAAAAGAUAUGCACAUAUCAACCAAAAUUUUUCUAGUCGUUCUAGUCGAAUUACGACUAAUCUGUGCAAUACUCUUUGGGGGAAGCAAUGCUGGACUACAUGAUCUAUAAUUUAUUUCCCAGCCUCGCAUAAAAAAAUAAAACACGACUGAGUUUAAAAGAUAUUUUUUAUGAUAAUAUAUGGAUAAUGCUAUAUACGAAAGUGCUUAUACAGUUAUAUGCAAGUACAACAUGAAAACCUAAAAAGUCAGUUAGUCAUAAUACAGUGCAUAUAACGUUGCCACGGCAAACAGUUCACUGUUUUGAUAGCAUGAAGAUGCGAAGUUAUCAUACAAUGUAUUCCACAGACAACGGCUACCGAAG